Schistocerca gregaria is the source of this 4134-nucleotide messenger RNA. Its product is annotated as zinc finger protein 879-like. The coding region runs from base 141 to 2657 and encodes 838 amino acids. The record is from RefSeq and is a predicted model, not a curated record. The transcript has 10 exons. Gene Ontology annotation, cellular component: nucleus. Gene Ontology annotation, molecular function: zinc ion binding. NCBI's taxonomy places the organism in Eukaryota, Metazoa, Arthropoda, Insecta, Orthoptera, Acrididae.
UAUCGGCGUUGGUACUUAGAAAGAUAUGCCUUUUUUGUGUUUGGUGUGGGACAGAAGUGUUCGGUAGUUUGAGACUUUGUUUAUAAACAAGUGUAAUGUGUAUAGAGUGACGUAGUGCGGCUAGAGUGGCGAAUGUAGAAAUGAUAAGCAAUAAACUUUGCCGCCUGUGCGCAAGAGAAAGGGAAGGCUCCAUCAGAAUAUACGAAGAAGAAGGCCAGAAAUUGAAUCUUGCAACAAAGAUUAUUCAGUGUCUGCAGAUUUGGUUAUACCCAGAGGAUCCACUACCAAAAACUGUUUGCUUGGAGUGCUGCACGAAGUUGAAUCAAUACUUUGAUUUCUUUGAAACAAGCUCACGUGCACAGUUAUCACUGCAGAUAUUAUUUGAUCCGAAAGUAGCGAAAGAAGAAUUCAAAGCUGACUCUCUUGAUAUUGUCGCAAAGGUAGAACCCAAUGACAGGACCAAAAAACCCUCAAGUGAUCGUGACACUGGUGGAGGAGAAGAUGAUGAAGAUGAUGAUGAUGAGGAGGAGGGGGAGGAGGAGCAGGAGGAGGAGGAGGAGGAAGAAGGAGAUGGAUCUAAUUAUAACAUUGAUGGGGCACUAGAUGAAUAUGAUUCUCCCACUGAGACCAACGCAGAGCCUCCUGAAUUUGUAGAGUGUGUUCUCUCUGACAGAGACAUCAACACACACAAUGAACAAAAAACUGGUUCAUCAGCUUCUUCCCGACGAAAACGGUGUGUUCCUGUUAAGCGAACGGCUCCGGUGAAGGAGCGAUUGGCAGUUCGAGAUAAAACUUCAGUGAAAGACAGUGUCCCAUCUAAAUCUAAGAAUUCUGUUAAAGAACGGUCGAUGAGGAGGGAGAGGUCAAUUUCAGAAGAACGAAUCCCACUCGAGCAGAGGCUGCUUAUGGUGAAGGAAACUAGAACAGAAAAGAAAGAGAAGGAAAAUAGUGAAAUUGAAGAUCUCAAACCUAUAGAACCUGAACGUAACCCUGAAAAUGAGGAAUUUUGUGGAAUUAAGGAAGAAAAUAGUGAGGAAGAAAACAUGUCUGAAGGGAAGGCUCUAAAAAAGAAGAGUGGGUCAUCAAGGAAAAAAAAAGAUGGGGAAGCAAAGCCCAGACCAAAGACUGUUAUGGACGGAUAUUCGUGGCAGUGCACAGACUGCACAGCUGUGCUAAGCAGUCUGCAGGAGCUGCGGUCCCAUCAUCAGACUGAGCACAACCAACCACCAAAUUUCAAGUGUUCUCAGUGUGCCAAGGUUUAUACAAGAUACCGAAGUUUUGCAAGACACGUGAAGCUUCAUGGCAAUCCAAAGAAAUUUAGGUGUGAAGAAUGUGGCAAGUGUUUCUCUCAGAAGACGGUGCUGCAGUCCCACAGCACAGUACACACUGAUGCGAGACCACACGUGUGUCCACAAUGUGGCAAAGCUUUCAAGCAGUUCAGCUCACUGUACCUGCACAGCAAGUGUCAUUUGCCAGACCAGGUGAAGCCUAAAUUCCCGUGUGACAUCUGCCACAAAGACUUUGCUACAAAACAUACGUUGGAGACUCACCGUAAGAUACACACAGGAGAGCGAAAUUACAUAUGUGACGUAUGUGGUAAAAGUUUUAUAGCGAAAGGCAGUUUAGAUUACCACAUUUUGACCCAUUCAGGAGAAAAACCACAUCACUGCCCAGUUUGUGGGAAAGGAUUCAAGACUGCACGACUUCUGGGAAAGCAUGCGACUUUACAUACUGGUAUCAAGCCUCAUCAAUGUGACGUGUGUGGAAAACAAUUUCGGGAACGUGGAGCACUGAGGGAGCAUAACCGGAUACAUACUGGUGCUAUGCCAUAUACGUGUGAGUUCUGUGGAAAGAACUUCCGUUUCAAGGGUAUUCUCACUGUGCACAGGCGGCAGCACACGGGGGAGAGGCCAUACAGCUGUCAGGAGUGCAGGCGAGAGUUCACAAAUUGGGCAAACUACAAUAAGCACAUGAAGAGGCGUCACCGGAACAGUGAUGACCCUAAUGCCUUAAAUACCAACAGAAGCACUACCCGUACUUACCAGGCUCCCACAAACACAAUACAUAGCAGUAUUAUGGCACCAGACAGUAUGAAGAUGUUACCACAGCAAAGUGGUAGUGUAAUGACGUCGACAGCUGUUGUUUCUGCCGUGCCACCACCUUCGUCAGUAUCUUCUCUCGGUGGUCCGUACAAUUUGAGCAGUAAUCACACGAAUAGUGGUAUUGGUGACAGUAGUAGUAAUAGUGGUUUAGGACCAACUGGAAUGCCAGUAGUACAGGGAGGUGUACUGUACCAGAACCAUCCUAAUAUUGGCGCAGGCGUUGCCAAAAUGUCUGUUGGAAGUAUGUACGGAUCACAUACUAAUACAAACAAAGUGGCAGUGUCAAACGUGUUUCACAAUACUGGCAAUAGUGAUAUGAAUCACAUUGCUGCGAAGAUGCCCACAAUUGGUAACAUGUAUCACCAUCAGCAGGACGGUAGCCAGGAUGCAGUCGAUAGAACUUCUGCACAGACAAAUCUUAUGAAUUCGUAUCACGUUCACUCGUAUGUGCCAGCUGCAUUACCAUUAAGCAACAUGGGAUAUUAUAUACCGCCUAUACACCACACAGAUCCUAGCAUGGAUAUGCUGCACAACAGGAUGACAACCAACCAGUAAACUUUGAGGUGGCGAAGGAACUGCAGUUACAGAUGAGACUGGGAUGGAUUCCUUCAGCACUGUGAAAUGGCUGCUGUUACUAGAGAUUUGUGUAUAUCAUGAACCUUUAAUGUUUUGUUCAAGCGAACAAUAAGGUGGUCUGUCAUAUUUAGUGUGUCUUUUAACAUUAAGACACGUUUAUUAUAUUUCCUAAGUGAAAUCUCUUAAAAAGCUUUACUAUGGUAAUAGGAAAGUAAUACUUGUGUAUAUUACACAGUUUAUGGUUGUUGUUGCAUAGUGCCAUACAUUUUUAUAGAUUUACAAUACCUGCCAGUCAGACGGUUUUUACUAUUAACAUAUAUAAUGCUUUUUCUCACAUAAUUUUUAAUAUGAGCUGUUGGUGCAUCAUUGUGUGUCUUCACUACAAUGUGUGAAAUAUUAAUACAGUGAAGUUGUAAAUAUUUUAUUUGAGCAGAAAUAAUUUUAUAUUUAUGAAUUUUUUUCUCUUCAUCUAUUUUUCUCACUAAAGUAUUUUUAAUGUGGCUGCCACAUGACACGUUUUUAAAACCGAUACUUUUAUUUUAAUUCAGAUAACUCUGCUGCGAAACUUUGUCUAACAAUAGUACAAAAAAAAGAUUUGUUGCAGUUGCAACUGAACUACAAUGUAAGUCUUUUCACUCACUUUACAUUUUUUUGUGUCAGAGAAAAUAAGAUAGUGCUAAGUAUUAGAUGUUGCAUCAGAUAUUAUGUUCCUAUUGUACAAAGAGAUUUUUUUAAGGAUAAUAUUUUAUAAAGAGGGAAGUACAUGUGGUAGGAUAAGGACAAAUACAUGUACACCUUGCAUGAUGUAAAAGGUAGCUUGUGCUAUACUGAUUGUACAGAACAUUUAUCAUAAUUUAGAAGAGGCAGUUCACUUCUGUUCCCAACAUAAAUGCAUCAGAUUUUAUUUUAUUUUAGAAUUAAUUCCAAGAAAGAGAUAACUGAUAUUAGUGUCACAGGAAGUCUACAAGGCAUCUGAAAUAAUUUUAAAAGAGAUAGGCUGAGAUAAUGAACAACAAUAAAGCAUAAUCAUAACUCCUGCUCAGAAGAGUAGAGAAUAAUCUAUCUGCACUUUUGCAGUGAUAAUGUUCUGUUGCCUUGAAACAGCAAGCACUUAUUAAUAUUCACCACAUUCUCAGAUUUCGAAACAAUCAUCAUGUUAAUGCUGGAAUUUUACAUAUUUUGUUCAGUAUGUUAUAUCAGUUGUUCAUCACUGUACCCUUUGUAUGGUCAGCGAUCUUAUUGCAAAUUUGAUUUCAGGGGUGUCUUUAAAGGAGGUGCUGCCAUAAUUUAAGCAAUGCAUAAUGUGAAAUACAUGAAAGACUGUUUUUGUCGUUUAAGUAAGACAUUUUUUCUGAAAAAUUAUAUUGUAAAUAACACAGUGCGAAUUAUUAAUUGUUUUCUAACUUACCAUUAUUUGAUUUAAAGUAUUAUUAAAAACAGAUUUUUUAUGCCUUAA